Molecule: messenger RNA, 912 nt
Organism: Spodoptera littoralis (African cotton leafworm)
Lineage: Eukaryota; Metazoa; Arthropoda; Insecta; Lepidoptera; Noctuidae
Source: the annotation of a GenBank genome assembly
AUGGAUUUGUUAUUAAUGAGGAACAUUUGUCCCGCCGGAAAGCAGGCGUUAAUUUGUUUUUUUAUUUCUACUAUAGUAUUUACGACGUCGUUUUUCUCUGGGAGUGUUCUAGGGUUCUCGUCGGAACUGUGGGCCUUGACUUAUUGGGGUCCGGCGCUGUAUUUUUGUCUAUUUAACUUCAUAUUAAGAUACUGCUAUAAAGGCUUCAUGUAUGAGGUAUCAAUUAGAUCAGCAUUUCUUGGUGCCACAUUCUCCCUGGGCAUCUUCCUGACUAGCUUUGACAAUGGCUGGCGAGUGUUUGGGCUGUACACCAUUAUCCUGUCCUUCUUCCACUUCUCCGAGUUUGUGUCUGUGGCUCUGACCAAUCCGAGGACUUUAUCGGUGAACUCAUUUAUAUUGAACCAUAGUGUACAGUAUGGUGCUGCUGCGGUAGCCAGCUGGAUAGAAUGGGGAGUGGAGUACUACUUCUUUCCUGAUAUGAAGAGUUACUUCUGGCUGUCUGCACUGGGUGUGGUAAUGUGCAUCACAGGGGAGGGACUCAGGAAGUCUGCUAUGUUCACUGCCAAGACUAAUUUUAAUCACACUGUACAAUUUGUAAAGCGACCAGACCAUCAACUAGUGACCCAUGGAGUGUACUCACUGUGCAGACACCCAAGCUACGUGGGCUGGUUCUACUGGUCCAUUGGUACACAGAUAACUCUACUAAAUCCAAUUUGCGUAAUAAUCUAUACGUUAGCAUCGUGGACGUUCUUCCGCGAGCGCGUGUACGCUGAGGAGCUGACGCUGCUGACGUUCUUCGGGCCGCAGUACGUGGAGUAUCAGAAGCAGGUCGGCACAGGCCUCCCCUACAUCAUGGGAUACAUCCCCGAGAACACCGGGCAGAACAUCAAGGAUGAUCAUUGGAGUUACUAA